CCGGCGUACCCUGACGUCACGAAUCCGUCUAGACGAUCCUGGGAUUCACACUUGUCCUGUGUGUAGGCGACUCCAUAUCACCGGACCGAGUGGUGUUGCCCAGCACGAUGGGGAACUCUCAAGGUCAGUUGAAAUCGUCCCGCUUCGAAGCGGCCCUCCACAUGUCAAUUGAGCAGUCGCUGAGGUCAAGUGCAGCUACACCUCAACCAGUUUUCUCCCAACUUUAUCUUGAUAAAGACAUCAAGCCCAAUGUGCGUGACAUCGAGCCACACGGCAGCUCCUCGGAGCAGAAGCGACGGAAGGACUCCCUCGCGUCCUUGCCCAGCGAGAACAACAACAAGGAGGCGAUACCGUCCACGGCUACCUCCUCUGCUCCAUCCUCCGCAGCCCCCUCCCCCAAGACGCCCCUAGAGCCAAGGAUGGGCGGGAGUGGUUCUUUGACCACGCCCCAUGCAAAGACACCCUUGCCUAGCCCCCUAGGACUGCACCCAUCGGUGGUACAUCCCCCUCAGCCCGGUGUCCCCGCAGUCAUGAUGCCUUCCCCGAGGUUACCUCUAUCGCCCUAUCUUCCGGCACAGAGAUUCAUCAUACCAGGUCAGUAUCCCACCCACCCUCCGCCCCCUCUCAUUCAGCAGCCCCCGUCGUCGUCCCCCAGAACCAUCACGGAGGCCCGCAUCUCUCAGGCCAGCAUCCCUCCCCCCGUCUCCACGGCACCGGGCUCUGCGUCGUCCUCUCGGGCCACAUCGCCCCGGCUCAUCAAGGACGAGGGCUCGUACAGACGAGAGGAGAUUGAGAAUUCUGGAUUCCUUUACGGUGCUCUUACACUGAGGGGGUGCCAAGAAGUGGGUUUCUGUCAGGCUGGAUCUGACAUUCGUCUUACGGAGCUCAGUGACAAGCAGAUUGAGGUCCCCAAGGGUUUUGUUCUGGUCGGUACCAAGUCACCCUACCUCCCAGAGAACAUCUUGGUUGCAGCGGUAGAUGCAAGGUUUCUUCCAGAUCCCAAUACUAACCUUGCUCUCCUAGGGUUCAGCGGUAACUGUGUGGGAUGUGGCGAGAAAGGAUUCCGAUACUUUACAGAGUUCUCACACCACAUCAACCUCAAGCUCACUACCCAAGCCAAGAAACAGAAGCACCUCAAGUAUUACAUAAUCCGCAACAAGCAGGGUCAUUUAGUCAGGGGACCUAAUAUACCAUGGAAAGAAUGUAGAAAGACCAACUAUUCAUCCACCUCUGUCUACCAUGGCGGCUUGUCACCCAGUAUGGCGGGUCAGACGUCUGUGAUAGUAAGCAGACCCGCCAGUAUAAAUCCCAGUAGCCAAGACAACACCCAACCCAGAACUUCCCCAUCGGCCAACAUAAAUCACUAUGGCCACAGCAGCAGUGGUCAGUUACGGUCGCCUGGCCAGGCCAGUGGUGAGGGGUCAGAUUCGCACGGUGGACCCGGGAGGUCAGUCCCGUCACCGUCGUCCGGCGAGUCCCAGCUCCGACCAGGGGAGUCCGAAUCGCCCACCACGGUCCAGCAACCGCUGAAAAAGAGACGGCGGUUUCAUAGCAUGGAUGAUGAGAAACUACGUCCUGGGCAAGAUCAAGUGCGUCCCACCCACCACAUGAAGCGAGCCUCCAUCCCCACCUUACCACCCCCCGCCCUCAUGCACCCACCAAACUUCGUGCCCCCUCCCAUGCAGGCCGGGGUGCAGGACUGCACCUUCGUGCCCCCCGGUCUGGCCGACGCCUGUGGCACCAAGAUCAUCAUCCUCGACUGCAGCGGGAACCUGCCGGUGUUCCACGGUAAUAUGAUGGAUAUCCUUGUCAGCGUGCAGUUCAGAGACAGCUUGAAGCCCAGGCAGCACAUCUCACCACACCUGGCAGAGAGCCUGGGGCUUGUUGGAGUCCAGAGUAUGAACUUUGAAACUAUGGCCCUUGUGAUGAUCCAGUAUAUUGUUCAGCUAGGUGAUGAUGCGCCGACGAAAGGAGAGCUCGAUGCUGCCAUGCUACGGGCAAGACAGGAUACGUCUAUCAAGGAUCUGGCUGGCCAGCACAACAUUCCGCAGUUUACCACUGUCGCACCUGCACAGCUCCCUCUACUGGCAAAACUAGCCGUAGCAUCCUCAAAUGGGCGUGUCAAAAUCCUGAUUUCACAGAAUUCCAUUGCUGAGGGUUUAAGUGAAAUGCUGAAAUGGCUUGCCAGCUCGAGUAAGGAUACCAAGCGUCCCAAAUAUAUAGUGGUGAUUCAUGUAUCCAGGCAACGAGGAACAGAGUUCUGUGUCGCUGUUGUAGGUAGCAAGCAGGUGCGUGCAAUCACAGAGUCUAAGCUUUCCACUGCAGAGACAUUCAAGGAGAUCAGUUAUGAGAUCAUUACAGGCAAGAUGCAGCUGCUUGAUAGUCAUUUCUUCAAGAAUAGUCCAACGGGCCAUGACAUCGAUGCUUUGCUCGAUAAUUUCUCAUCGAGUCUUGGAGGAGAAGUCUUCAUUCCAUUCGAUGGUGACAUACUACAGAGGACACCGGAGACCGAUGCACAGGAUAUGAUCGUUAUUUCUAAAGAUCAAUCAGAACCAAUGUUCACCCUCCACCAAGCUCAGAUCACCGCCGCCAUGAAGAUCCUGUCCCAAGUCUGUACCAUCGCAGACUCGGACCAAAUGGCCCUGGACCUGGGCCGCUUCAUACAGGUCCAUCUCCUCAUCAUCGUGCCACCUUCCAAGGCCCUCUACAGUCAGACUUUGACCAGGCUUGUUCAGUCAAACCUUCUGGUGGACCUUGGUCUGGUGUCUACCAACGAUUUGGACUCUGCUGAGCCGUACGUGAUGCAAUGUGACAGUUCCAGCGAGAACCAGGCCAAAUUUGACAUGUUCAUCAACAAAGUCAAGACCAUGCCUCACACCCUCUUUGUUCUGGUCCAGGACCAGGCCCAUCUUGAUAUCAGGAUACCAUCCACCGGCCAGCAAACCCCUGCUGGGGGAUUUGCUCACAAGUAUGUAAACAGCCAUGACGUCCUGGAUGCCCCCAAUCUACUAACCUUACACAUCAGCAGCCAACCUUACAGUUUACAGACCAAGAAAUCCAGGAUUGCACCUCAGAAUGAGAUACCAAUGCCCAUCUCGGUGCCGAAUGCAGCUACCAUGCCUGACCAGACGGAUUCUGACGCACCGCUGACUUACUUUGGAACAGAGCAAUACCAGGAUAGUUUGAAUUGGAGUAAUAGGACCCCAUUACUGCAGACUGAUGAUGGGUAUGAAGCAAUGGCCGAUUCCCUCUUGAAGAGGUACCCCAAACUUCACAGCAUGGUGGUCCGUACCUACCUACUGAUCCGUCAAUACUCGGCCGCCCUGAUGGCCCUCGCCGGCAUCACCCACAUUCAGAGCGACACCACCAGCCUGACCUACAAGAUCCUGCGGGACCUGGUCCUGGCCCCCUUCCAGACCCCCGAUGGCGCCGGUCACAUGGUCCUCCUGCGCAUCCCGUCGCCGCAGCUGGCCAUCCUGGCCCACGACAAGCUGCGGACCGUCAGGGAUAAGAUCGGCUAUCAGUAUCGUCUGGACAUCGUGCUCUGCGCGCAGGACCAAGAGAUCCUUCUGGAUGAUUAUUUUCUCAAGAGACUGCAGGGAUUAAGAGAUGCAGACUCUGAGUGGAGACCUCAGAGCUAUGAGGAUCUUCACAGGCUACCCUGUAUCGUGGUACUCGCUGGUGAGCACCUUGCGGGAGAAACAAUGCCAAAGUCACUAAAGGUCAUCGACCUACGACUGGUCAACCAUGGUGUGUACGACCUGACCAGCCUCGAACAAGAGCUUGGCCUCGGCUCCACCCACUGCCCCGACUCGGCCAUCCCCUCCGUGGUCACAGUCGCAGAGGACAGCGACGAUGACGACGACGAUGGAGAUGAGGAUGAGGAAGACGGGGUCUUUGAGGAGAGGAUGGAGUAUGAAAUGGGUGGAUCUCCGCAUCCUCUGCAGAUUGAUGUCGCCGCCUCUCAUGCUGGAGGAGCUGACAACGCUUCCAUCAAAUCAGCAGAUAACAUAAGCAGUGCUCGCUCCACCCCAAAGUCCUCCGUCAUGGAGACCUCUGGACCUCCGUCAGUUGAAGGGGCACCACCCUUGAGCACCAUCCGCCCCAUCCCCAGCCCUGGAAUGCACCUAAGCUCCCCGCCCCCAUGUCUCACUCCUACUAAGGCCCAGUCUCCCGCUCCCUUGACCCACGACCACUCCCACGCCCAACCGACCAGCAAUGGCUUCUCCAAGCAUGACCUGGGGGAGAUGGAGGUUGUCGCUGCGGGAGAGAUCGGGAAUGGGGAUGUGCCGAUGGCAGCCAAGGAGGAUGUAGAGAUGCAGGAAGGGGUUGAUGGGGGAGUCGAGGACAAUAGGAACGACGGAAGCAACCAUGAACUGCCGAUGAUGAUCUUGUCGGGAUCUGUAUUCAACUUGUUGCAUAAGAAGGAUUCAGAGCUGUUCCCCGCCGUAGCCGCUCUCACCUCCAGUCCUGAUACCUCGUGGUCGGGUUCUCUCAGGCCAGUCCUGAGCGAGAACAGCGGGCCUGUCAAGAGUGCUUUCUACAGGAAGUGGACCGAGCCAAAGUCCUAUCACUAUGACUACGAGAGGAGCGAGGAUUCUGCAAACUACCAUCCAAGGAGAUUGCUGCUCUAUGGACCACCUCAGGUUGGUAAGACCGGUGCCUACCUCCAUUUUGCACGGGUCCUCCUACGUAUGCUUAUCAGACUCCAAGAGGUAGAAGUGUUUGAUGAACCAAACCUCGACAUCCCACCGCCACCACCAGAGGGCAGUAUGGAGCUUCCAGAGGGUGAGGAGGGCACCGGCGGUGCCUUCGGCCGAACAGGAUUCGAUUAUCGACUUCGUGAAGGCAGGUUCAAGGGUCAUAGCCCUGUUUGGCAGACGGACACUAAACAGCAUGUGUUUGCUGCGUUGGAUUCAAAGAAUGAUCAAAAGAGGGCGACAACGUCGAUGAGGCUCACCAAAUACAGUGCUCAUAAUGCAUUCCAUCACUGUGACCAAUGUCAGCAUUACAAAUACUUGACAGCGACUGAGGCUCGAGAAACCAAGGCAUACAGCGUUCAGCUGAACACGAGGUAUUACGGCGAAGUGGAGAUGCAGUUUGUUAUACCAGCUCAACAGGAGAAACACUUUGUGUUUGUUAUGCAGAGUGGUCAGCUUUCAAGCAUGGUCUUGCCCACGAAACAUGAACAGGGUCCUAAUGCAGUGAAGACCCCUAUCUUCAUGCCAUCCUUCGGUCGUCAGGAACAGGCCCUCAUUAAUCUCUACCACACCAUGGAGGGCAGCAAACACGUUCACAUCAUCGUCUGCAAGCAGAAGGACGCUCUGGCGUACGAGAAGCAAUGGCCGAAUCACGUCUUGCUCAUCCUGCCUUCUCUGGCUAAUGAAGCUGGCCCAGGUGCAGCCAAGUACUUCAUCAAAGAGUUAGCAUCGCGGAAUCUUGAACUUGAGAAGAAUCGUCAGAGUAAGCUUGGCCUACAACCUGACGCUGUCUGGCCUUUCAUCGCCCUGAUGGAGGACAACUGUGUUACCUGGAGAUUGAGCUCGGGCAGCGGUGCUGAUCAGCAUGAGAGUGACAAAGUUGUUCCUUUGAAGACCAUACUGGAGAUGAUGGAGAAUGUUCCAGACAUCGAGGCUUAUACUGCCCUCGGUGUUCAACAGUGGAACAGCCAAUUAGCAAGUGGCUCUUCCAGGUCAACGUCCAACGCGACGCCUACGUCGAAGUGUCAUCUAUUCAACAUGAUAUUUCUCAAUGUGGACAGAGCUAGGAAUGUAGACUAUGGUUUCAACAGAUUUUUUAAUGAGGAUAUCGAGUUCAACUUGAAGCUGGCAUCAGAAGGUCACACCUUACUCCGACUAGACUACCUCUCCGUCAUGGUGAAGUCCAUCGAGGCCAAUAAUCUGGCCCAUUUCACCCCCAAGCCCCACCCGCUGGCCACGCCCACCAAGAAGCCCCCUCCCCACCAUGCCAUCAACCCCUCCAGCUAUGUCCGCACCCCCGAUUCGGAGGAGCUCAUCCCGUUGGCUGCCCCGCCUCAGUUCUUGAUGGAGCGCUUUCUUGAGAGGAUGAGUGAGAAGCGCAUCUUUCCGUCCGCUGUGGACAAUGCAGAGAACCCAGUGCUUGCCGUUGAUUGCUAUUUUAACCUGGGCCCCCGUAUAGCAGUGCACUUUGCCUCAUCCAGCCAAACGCCAGCCAAAGACUUGACUGAGAACACACGGUUUAGUGGUCUUCUUCUUUUCAUGUGCAACAAUGCUACGAUGGAAAGGGAAUUCCUCAAGCAUUUCAAGUUUAUUAAUGGUGCUCGUCUUUGCCUGAUCAGUUCGGACAGGAACUCCUUGAGACGCCAGGUGGUCCAACUAGAUCUGGAAGAACAGUGGAGGUUUAGACUAAGGGAUGAGUUCCAGACCGCCAACGUUGCAGUGGAGCAACCGCUUUUCAUGCUGACGGGACGGCACGAGGAGGAACGUGUGUAAGAUCUGGGUUGCGUAGCACAAAGCUUAGCAAUCAUCGUAGAAUAUUUGUUGUAUGAUUGAUCGCAUUGACGACGAUGUACAAUCAAUCGUAUGAUUAAUCGCUAACCUUUGUGUUACAGGACCCUAGGCACCAUUUUACCAGAAGUUGCAAUAGAUUAUGGGUGAUUUAAAACUCCCAUUUCUUAUCCACACAAAUUCAGAUCAAUGGCAGCUUGAGUUUGUCUUGAAUCCGUCAGGAGGCUGUAAGGAUGGGCCCUACAUUGUUGGGCCAAGCUCCAGAUGACCAAAGUUGCCGUGAAGUAACUACUUUUCAUCCUUACAGGAUGGCAUGAGGAGGAACGCAUGUAGGACCUGGACACUGUCUUACAAAGAAUUAAAGUUUUUUGUCAGCUAAUCAUUAUUGGCAAUAAAAGUGAAUGUUCACGAUAGUGACCAAAUUAGUGAUGACCACCUCCUGGUGCUAGAAAAUCACAUGAGUCUUUGGAUUCGCCCAUCAUGGUGAGAUUUUACCUCCGAAUUAUCAGCUCCUGGGGAGCAUUUCACAAAGAGUGAAGUCAGUGAUUUUAAAUGACCGAAUUCCUCUCGGCCAAUCAGAUGUAGGGAUUUUCAGUGACUACAGUAUUAAGGGCCUUUUCACACGUGAAUCUUGAAUCAUUGUAUUGAUGAUUGCAAUUCGUCUUUGGAAUCAUCGGACCUGUCAC
Messenger RNA from Lytechinus variegatus (green sea urchin), 7174 nucleotides. RefSeq names its product GREB1-like protein. The record is from RefSeq and is a predicted model, not a curated record. Gene Ontology annotation, biological process: multicellular organism development. The coding region runs from base 108 to 6473 and encodes 2121 amino acids. NCBI's taxonomy places the organism in Eukaryota, Metazoa, Echinodermata, Echinoidea, Temnopleuroida, Toxopneustidae. The transcript is spliced from 31 exons.